AUGCCAAAAAAGUCAAAAGCAGACUCAAGUGAUACAGAGGCUUCAGAUAAUUCUUCUAUUGUUUGGUCACAAGUCAUGGAUGAUGUGUUAAUUGACGCAUACCACCAUGAGCAUGUUGACGGAAAUAGGGUUGGUGGAACAUUCACUUCAACUGCAUUGAAUAAUAUACUAAGGAAACUUCAAGAUAAAUUUCCUGGCAAACUUUUCACAAAGGAGAAACUUCACAAUCGUGUCAAGGUUAUUAAAAGGCAGUUUACCAGGUGUUAUGAUAUAUUUCAAAAUGGUGGAUUGAGUGGGUUUGCAUGGGAUCCUACCACAAACAAGUGGUGUGCCGAAUCAGAAGUAUGGGAUCAAUUAAUUCAGGCUAAGCCGGCAGCUAAGGAAUGGAAGGACAAGCAAUUCAGAAAUUUUGAUAAGUUACUUGUAAUAUAUGAAAAAGAUAGAGCUACUGAAAAGUAUGCUGAGGCUGGACCAGAAAUGUUGAGAAGAUGUGCUCGUGACAAUUGAAAAGACCAAGUACUACCUCUGCGACAAUUGAUGAUAUAGAUGAACUGGUUUCUGAGAAUGUUGCCUCCCUGGAAAAUACAGAGGAAUAUGGUCAAGCUGAGCAUGAGCAACCAACUGAUGCUGCCGCUAAAUUGAAUGUCUCUUCACGAACACCGUUAACUAAUAAGACUAAACGCGCAAAACAAGAUCAUGUUGGAGAAAUGGCUACUUUGUUGAGAGGCGGGCUGGAUCAUUUGGCAAGUGCCAUCAACCGUCUUUCAACACUACCACCGAUUCCAGAGUCUGAGAUAUGGGCAAUGGUAAAUGAGAUGGGAUUGGAACCGACUUUGAUCACAAGAGCUUAUUCAUAUAUUUGUCAACAUGCAGACUUUUGUCGAAUGCUGAUUGGAGCCGCAUGGGAAGCACGCAAAUCACUAGUGUUGUCCGCGAUGUGUGAUGAAAAUUGAGUUAGACUAGUAUUCUUGAUCUUAUUAUUAUUACCUAGUAGUGGGUUUUAGUAAUCGGAAAAGGGCCAAAAUUACCCCUGAACUUUGAAAAAUAGUUCAUCCAUACCCUUCGUUAUACUUUAGGGCCAAUUAUACCCUUACAGUUAUACUAUGGGAUCAAUUAUACCCUUAUGUCUAACUGCUGUCACGUGGCAUCAUCC
Lycium barbarum (goji berry) is the source of this 1153-nucleotide messenger RNA. RefSeq lists its product as uncharacterized. The transcript has 2 exons. The record is from RefSeq and is a predicted model, not a curated record. The coding region runs from base 1 to 507 and encodes 168 amino acids. NCBI's taxonomy places the organism in Eukaryota, Viridiplantae, Streptophyta, Magnoliopsida, Solanales, Solanaceae.